Nasonia vitripennis (jewel wasp) is the source of this 3554-nucleotide messenger RNA. RefSeq names its product importin-13 (gene cdm). Gene Ontology annotation, cellular component: cytoplasm; nuclear membrane. Gene Ontology annotation, molecular function: small GTPase binding. The record is from RefSeq and is a predicted model, not a curated record. The transcript has 11 exons. Gene Ontology annotation, biological process: protein import into nucleus. NCBI's taxonomy places the organism in Eukaryota, Metazoa, Arthropoda, Insecta, Hymenoptera, Pteromalidae. The coding region runs from base 353 to 3214 and encodes 953 amino acids.
UAGUACAUUAUGUGGAAUCGGCGACAUCGCUGUGUGGACAAUUUAUUUAUAAAUUUUUUUUUUAAUUUUCUGUCUUCCGGCCGUAGUAUUAUUGCACUUUUGUGCCGGGAAUCCGUCUAUAUACAUUUCGAGCUUGGUGUGGGUGUUAUUUAAAGGUUAUGUGCUAUGUUUUCGUAAUUUUCCACAGAUUUCAUCCCUAUACAGCUGUUCGAGGAUAUGUUCUCGACCUUGUAGUGCACAAAAAUUGAAAAUGCUCUACGAAAAUCGCAUAAAAUUCGCCUAAUUUCCGAUAAUAUAGGUAAUUAGGGAAAGACAAUAAUUAAGUCUAAGAGGUUCAAAAGAACAACGGGGGAUGGAUCAUGCAACAGCCGUUGAAAAUGCAGUGAAAAGAUUUUAUGCCUCGGGUGACAAUGAUACUCAUGCAUGGCUUUUGCAAGCCCAGGCAUCACCGGAAGCCUGGACUUUUGUAUGGCAGUUAUUGGACCCAUCGAAGCCGGGAGAAGUGCAAUUCUUUGCUGCGACAACACUGCAUGCAAAAAUCUCAAAACAAUGGGAAGAAGUGCCAAAUUCAGAAUACUUAGGUUUACAAGUGCGUGUACUCGAAGUCCUCAAGCAUCCGGGAACUUCAAAGAUUGUAUUAACAAGGCUGUGCCAAGCGUUAGCUGCUUUUAUGGCUAAUUCUAGUAUGUCUCAGUUGGAAAAUAGUGAAAAAUGUAUGGUAGAAGAAUUGAUAGAAAUAUUACCAUACAACUCACCGGCAACAGUGGGUUUGUUUUUGAGAGUUCUUGAAGCAAUUCCAAGAGAAGUAAAUUUCCAUAUAUUUCCGUUCCUAUUUGAUAGGCGACAAGGUGUAAAGCAAUUAAAACAACGAGAAAGCAUUCUAAAUAAUUGGUGCAAGGCUGCAUGGAUUCUACAACAGAUAUUUUCCUCUUGCACCCAGACAAAUGAUAACAAUAGUGAUGCCUUAUUUCUUUCGGGUAUAGAAUGCACACUUUCAUGGUUGAAACUUGGUCAAUUACCCCUAGACACAAUAGGGCAGAUAUACCCUCACCUACUGCUUGCAGCAGCCCGUUACAUACCCAACAGGGACAACGAGGAAGACGAUAAUGCGCGCGGCUGGGAAGUAGUCCAAGAGUGCCUAACGAUGGUGGUGACCCACACAGAGCUGUACAAGCGGCCACAGCUCUUCUGGGAAUGGGCCAAGAGCUUCAUUUGCAUGGUGAAGGAGCACGGUGCCAAGUACUACUAUGAGAUCCUGACGACUUUCGGCGAGGCCCACAGCCGCACUUUUCUCUUGUCUUUGGCGAACAUUGGACCUAACACCGAGGGGCAGAAGUGGACAGCCGAGCAGAUAAAGUGGACAAAGGAUCAGCAAAAGUUGAUAGCGGAGCAGCUGAUCGAAUUCUUACUCGAGUGUUCCGAACAAGAGGGUAGAUAUCCCGUCGACGAAAAACGUAGUUGUGUACCCUUUGGCUUCUGGUAUGCACUGCAGGACGAUUUAAACACGCUGGACGUGGCUCAUGAACAGCAAGCCAUCUUAGCUCUCAAGCCUAUUUAUUCGAGGUUGGCUAGGGCUCUGCUGAAAAAGACGACGCUUCCUGCAUCUCCUAGCGAAGCAGGUACACCUGACGAGAUAGAACUGCUCAGGUGUUAUAGACAAGAUGCCGCAGAUACCUUAAUUUACUGUUAUAACGUCAUCGGGCAUGAUCUGCUUAUACUGCUAGGUCAGAGACUGAGUCAAUCGCACGAUAACGUUUCUAAGUGGACAGAAGUUGAAUCGACGAUUCACGCUUUUAAAGCGUUAUCUGAUAAUCUAAAUCGUAAAGAUUUUCAUUAUUUGACUGCGAUAAUGGAUCUGAUGCUGUCGCAUAUUCCUUAUGGGAUGUAUCCCAGAGAAGUGCUUUGCUGUGCCUGCUCGGCCGUAGGUGCUUACGCUGAGUGGAUCGGAGAAUGUCCCGAGCCUUGGCUGGAGCGUUCUCUUCAGUUGGUGGUUCUCGGCCUAACUCAUGGACCCAUAACGUCGCCAGCGGCGAGUAUGGCCCUGAAGGACAUAGUUCGCGAAUGCAGUGCACACCUGGCGCCCCUCGCGCCUUCGAUUCUCGAAACCAUCGGUCGAACUCUGCCUAAUGUGACACCCGGCGGUGGCGAAGGACUCAGGCUUAUGUACGCAGCGGGUGAGCUAUUGAAAUCGCUUAGGACAACCGAAGAACAAAUGUCGCAUCUCGAAUCGACGUUGGGAUUGUGUGUCAUGAGACUGAGGGAGUUGCUGCAGCUCCCAGUAAACGAAGCUCGGGUUGCUGUGUCGAAUCAACUGAAAAUGAUCUCAAUGUUCUUCACAACUCUCGAGGGGGCUAUUUGCAGUCCUGUGCUUGAAGCACUUUUGCCUAUUUUCGAAGGGAUAGUGAACCAUCCCGACUGGAGCAGAGACGACUCAACACUAGAUGCGAUGUACAACUGUGCGCAAAAGUCUGUAUCCUCGCUAUUUUAUCCAGAACGCGAGGCAGUAUCUCUUCUCCAUCUCCUGGACACCUCGUACAAGAUUCGUCCUCACCCUGCAGCCUUAGUCUUCCUAAAACAGUUGGUGCUGGUGGGUGGUCGCAAUCCUGCCAUCAGCGACGAGCUCAUCCGCGUUUUCGGCGAGAUCAGCGGCCUGACGCUUGGUGGGAUUGCCUCUUGUCGACAGGCAAACGGCAAUUUAUCUGAGUUGUCUGACCUGCUCGAAGCCUACCUACUGCUGCUCGCCCAGGUGUGCAAAAAGAACGCCAGGCUACUGUUGCAAAUACCAGAUCAAGUGCCUGAGAUGCUGCGCUGUGGAAUCGCCUGCUUGCUUUUACCCGAAACUGCUACGGUGAAAGCAGCCGGAUGUUUUUUAACUAACGCGAUAAGACAAAGUCCACAUAUGCAAACGUUCAUCCAACCUAUCGGCCAAGAAUUAGUCUGUGUUAUUCUACAGUGUGUAGGAGGAGUUGUGCCACGAAAUAGUUUAGAACCUCACGCUGAAGUUUUACUGGUCCUGAACAAGGCCUGCCCGGAGUGGACGGCCCAAUGGCUGAGACUAGCUCUGGCAGACAGAAGUGCUCCGGUUGUACCCCAGCCUCAAAAGGAGAGCUUUAUACAAGCGGUGUUACGUGAGCGCACCAACAAGCGUCGGCUUUGUGACAAGCUCAGUGAGUUUAGUCUUUUGUGCCGGCAAACUGCGACAGUUGGCUUAUAAAUUAGCUUCCUCUCGAUUACCAGCCCAGAUUUGUACAGAUAUUAUUAUGAUUAUUAUUAUUAUUAUUGAUAUCAUUAUUAUCAUCAUUAAUUUUAUGAUUAUGACAGAAGCGAGAAUAAAAUACAUGCUACUUUUGAGAUAAACAAUUGUAUGGAAAGCAAUUAUACAACAUUUUAAAUAGAUCAUUUUUACAAAAAUAAAAUUCGUUUUUUUCUCACUUUCUUUUUAGAUCUUAUUACGAUUAAAAAUGAAGGAUGCGUACAUUAGAAUUGCCUUGCAAAAUUAAAAUUUUUCUGUAAGAACUACAUGUAGAUGGCAAUAAAUAAAAAUGUGUGGUUUU